CUAAUCGUUUCGAUCAAAUAUCGGACUUUAACGAGGUCGCGCGUAGCGAAGAACUGAAAAAAAAAACUGAUCCAAAGAAGUCGUACGACGACAAAAAAUAAGAAGAAGGGGAAUCGUGGAAGUAUUAUUCGCUCGCACCAUUGAGGGACACACAUGACUUGAUCGGAUCACUUUGGUUUCGACGUCUUCAGUGGAAGAAAGGAUUAAUUGUGUUAUUGUUAUCGUCAUCGUCAUCGCGAUCGCUAUGGAUCCAGUUUGGUUAAGGCAUCAAUUUAUACAAGAACCGUCAUUAAUAUCAUCAUACAAUAAUAAAAAUCCAUUCCCAAAAAGACCAUGGCUUCAGAAUGGUUCGGUUGUGGCUGCUGCCGGUGCUACUAAUAUUGGUCUCAAAGGAAUCAUUGCUGGUGGUAUUACCGGAGGUAUAGAAAUUUGUAUUACGUAUCCAACUGAAUACGUGAAAACGCAACUACAAUUGGAUGGUAAAAGUGGAGCUGGCAAAGAAUAUACAGGAAUAUGGGAUUGUGUAACAAAAACUGUAAAAACGCGUGGAUUCUUUGGACUAUACAGAGGCCUAUCCGUUCUCCUUUACGGCUCUAUACCAAAGUCGGCAGUACGUUUUGGUGCUUUCGAGUCGGUUAAAAAAAGAUUGGUCGACACAGAUGGAAAUCUCAACGCUCAGAGAAAACUUUUGGCAGGACUUUGCGCUGGUGUAUGCGAAGCUAUUUUCGCAGUGACUCCUAUGGAAACGGUCAAAGUUAAAUUCAUUAACGAUCAGAGAUCGCCUAAUCCUAAGUUUAAGGGAUUUUUCCAUGGCGUUAGUUUGAUAGUCAAAGAAAAUGGAUUCAAAGGAGUAUACCAAGGUGUUAUGCCUACUAUUUUAAAACAAGGCUCUAAUCAAGCAAUACGAUUUUUUGUAAUGGAAACAUUAAAAGACUGGUACAGAGGUGGCGACAAUAAUAAAAAUGUUCCUAAGGUCGUUGUUGGUGCGUUCGGUGCGUGUGCGGGAGCAGCUUCAGUUUUCGGGAAUACCCCUAUUGAUGUUGUAAAAACUAGAAUGCAGGGUUUGGAGGCAUCGAAAUAUAAAAGCAGUAUAGACUGCGUUAUCCAAGUAUGGAAGAAAGAGGGUCCAUUUGCCUUUUAUAAAGGCACUAUUCCAAGAUUAAGUAGAGUAUGUUUAGAUGUUGCUAUAACAUUCAUGAUUUACGAUUCAUUUAUGGAUCUGUUUAAGAAAAUAUGGCCAUGAGAAAACUUAUAUGUAUUUAUAGAACUUUUAUUUUACUAUAUUAUUGUAAAUGAUAUGUCAUGUGAACAUUAGGACAUUCCUUUAUGAGAAUACGUUUGCAUAAUAUGUUUGUAUGAUAAUGUGACUGGAAUAUUAUUUCCUUAUAAUAAGUUUAUUAUCAUUCAAAGAUAUUACCUUGUUAAAUUGGUAAAUACGUCUCGUAUUACGUCGAUCAUUUGAUGUACAGUGCUUGAUCAGUUGACAAACAUAAUCCGCUACCUGAAUUGUUCGUUAAACCAUCAUCGGAAAAGAAACUAUUACAGUUUUACAAAUUUUA
Messenger RNA from Polistes canadensis, 1559 nucleotides. RefSeq names its product putative tricarboxylate transport protein, mitochondrial (gene sea). The coding region runs from base 245 to 1243 and encodes 332 amino acids. The transcript has 4 exons. Gene Ontology annotation, biological process: mitochondrial citrate transmembrane transport. The record is from RefSeq and is a predicted model, not a curated record. Lineage: Eukaryota; Metazoa; Arthropoda; Insecta; Hymenoptera; Vespidae.